Exophiala aquamarina CBS 119918 is the source of this 807-nucleotide messenger RNA. RefSeq lists its product as uncharacterized. Bases 1 to 807 code for a protein of 268 amino acids. The record is from RefSeq and is a predicted model, not a curated record. Lineage: Eukaryota; Fungi; Ascomycota; Eurotiomycetes; Chaetothyriales; Herpotrichiellaceae. The transcript has a single exon.
AUGGGCCAAACAGCUUCCCAACCCAUGCCGGACAAAUCGCUGAAAGUUAUUGGCGCUGGUCUCUCGCGGACCGGUACAACAUCUUUCGGCGCAGCUUGCUCAUACCUUCUCGACGGCCCCUGCUAUCAUGGAGGUACGCAAAUGUUGAACUCUCCUGAAUCGCAUAUCAAGCGAUGGAUUGAAAUCUGCAGGCUUGCACCACCCAAGGAUGAGGCCGGCCGCAAGGCCCUGAACGCCGGCGUCAAGGAAAUGCUGGAUGGCUAUGUCGCAUGCACCGAUCUCCCUUCCAAUGCCUUUGUCGAAGAGUUGAUGGAGGUCUACCCAGAUGCCAAAGUAAUCUGCUCCGUUCGAGACCCCGAUAAGUGGUGGAACAGCUUGGCACCGAUUGUUGAGAAAGGCAACCUUACAGUUCUAUCUUGGAUCCUGGCCCCUCUUCCAACACUGAGAAUGUUCCGAACGUAUCACGAUGCCCUGGAUGACGGCCGCGUUGGGGAGUUGUACUUCCGAGAGGGUGAACCACGACGACCUACCAAGGCCAUGUACGAGCGACAUAUCGAACAUCUCAAGAAGAUCGUUCCGAAGGAGAAGCUGUUCUUCUAUGACGUUCGUGAUGGUUGGGAGCCGCUGUGUGCCAUUCUCGGAGUUCCAGUACCCAAGGAUGUGCCCUUCCCAAAGCUCAACGACGCUCAAGCGAUGGAAGCCUUCAUGAAGAAGAGUGUGCAACGAGGCCUGAUGGCAUGGGCUGGAAUUGCCCUCACGAUUGGUGCUGCUGGAUUUUCAGCUGCGAGGUAUGCGAAAUUGUUUUAA